This is a messenger RNA of Trachymyrmex cornetzi, 382 nucleotides long. RefSeq lists its product as uncharacterized. Bases 14 to 382 code for a protein of 122 amino acids. The transcript has 3 exons. The record is from RefSeq and is a predicted model, not a curated record. Lineage: Eukaryota; Metazoa; Arthropoda; Insecta; Hymenoptera; Formicidae.
CACACUGCAGGAGAUGGAAGCUUCAAAGAAACAAUUAGAUAAGAACGUGGAUAACGAGAAUUUGAGCGAUAUUGAUAUGAGCGAUGUCGAUACCGCCACCCACAAAAUGGAGGUGACGGAAUUAAAAGAGAAAAUAAAAAAAUUAGAACAAAAGGUCGCUGAUAUGAAGGAGAAACCACCGUCGCAGCCGCAGCUAUCCCGACCAAGGCCGACAUCCGAGCGGACAUCCGAACCGCAGCCUGGGCCAUCAGACAAGCUUGUUAUUGAAUCAACAGAAGAAGAAGAAGAUGAGAAUGUAGAGAAUGUUGAGAAGGACCCGAUACAUAGGAUCAAAACGUUCAUUUUUAUAAUAAAGAGUACUUUAUUAUGUAGAGAAUGUUGA